UCAAACAACAGAUUGUGCAUAUAUCUAAAGCCAAGCAUUAUGUUUCGUUGGCGAAAUGGCAAGUCCACGCAAUUAUCUAAUGCUAUGUCUAUUGUGGAACUUUUGGUGCAUAUGGAUUGUGAAGGAUGCGAAAAAAGGAUACGAAGAGCGAUUUCGAAAAUAGAGGGUGUGGAUAGCUUAGAAAUAGACAUGGAUAAGCAAAAGGUGACGGUGACGGGGUAUGUGGAUCAGCGGAAGGUGUUGAAGGUUGUAAGAAGAACAGGAAGGAAAGCGGAGUUUUGGCCCUUCCCAUACGACACCGAAUACUAUCCGUAUGCAUCUCAAUACUUAGACGAGUCCACGUAUUCGUCUUCGUAUAACUACUACAUGCACGGCUCUAACGAAAGCGUACAUGGCUACUUCCCGGACCCUUUAUACUCAACCGUCGCCGAUCAAACUGUACAUCUCUUCAGUGACGACAAUGUUCAUGCAUAUUGCACCCUUAUGUGAUCAUCCACUCACUCACUCUGCUAGCUUCUUAAUUUUCAAAUUAGUCAUCCAAAAAUGUUUUCAAUUUAAUUUGCUGCAGAAAAAUUUAUAUGUACAUGGGUGACAGUGUAUGUGUAUAGUAAAAUUUGGCACAUGACACGAAGUAAAUUCUGGAGCAAUGGUUUUUCUUUGUCAC
Prunus persica (peach) is the source of this 664-nucleotide messenger RNA. Its product is annotated as heavy metal-associated isoprenylated plant protein 45. Gene Ontology annotation, molecular function: metal ion binding. The transcript is spliced from 3 exons. The coding region runs from base 40 to 489 and encodes 149 amino acids. NCBI's taxonomy places the organism in Eukaryota, Viridiplantae, Streptophyta, Magnoliopsida, Rosales, Rosaceae. The record is from RefSeq and is a predicted model, not a curated record.